This is a messenger RNA of Engraulis encrasicolus (European anchovy), 483 nucleotides long. RefSeq names its product transcription factor HES-5-like. The record is from RefSeq and is a predicted model, not a curated record. Gene Ontology annotation, cellular component: nucleus. Gene Ontology annotation, molecular function: DNA-binding transcription factor activity, RNA polymerase II-specific; protein dimerization activity; RNA polymerase II cis-regulatory region sequence-specific DNA binding. Lineage: Eukaryota; Metazoa; Chordata; Actinopteri; Clupeiformes; Engraulidae. Gene Ontology annotation, biological process: anterior/posterior pattern specification; regulation of neurogenesis; regulation of transcription by RNA polymerase II. Bases 1 to 483 code for a protein of 160 amino acids. The transcript is spliced from 2 exons.
AUGGCUCCUACAAUCACCUCUACAGCAGACCACCCAAAGGACUACAUGAGUCUUUCCCACAAGAUAAGAAAACCAAUUGUGGAGAAGUUGCGCAGAGAUCGUAUCAACAACUGCAUUGAGGAACUGAAGGCUCUCCUGGGUCCACAGCUCCUGAACCAGCAGCCUGAGUCUAAGCUGGAGAAAGCCGACAUCCUGGAGAUGACCGUUUGCCUCCUGAGACGACAUCUCCAGCAAAAGAAAGCCCCAUCUGCGGCCAGCCAAGGUUACUCAAGGUGUGCUGAAGAGACCAUUCACUUCCUAUCUAAGGACUCUUUCAAGACACAGUCACAUGCAAACCUGCUGACCCAGUUCAAGACAUCCCUGCAGCCUCCCAGCGAUGAGUGGAGCAGAGAGGAUAUGGUUCCCUGUCAGUUGAGUUCUAAUGCUCUGGGGAAGGACGAGAAAGAGAAACCACCCAAGGGCACUCCCUGGAGGUCGUGGUAG